CAAAAUCAUGUCCUUGGAAAUGGCUUCCUUAAGUGGCAAAGUGCAAACAGUUUUAGGUCUUGUGGAACCAAGUCAACUUGGCCCAACGUUAACCCAUGAACACUUGACCAUGACCUUUGACUGCUGCUAUACCCCUCCUUGUCCAAGUGAACAAGCUUUGUCUAAGGUAUCCUUUGAGAUGAAGAACUUGUUUUGGAUUCAAAAUAACCCCUAUUCCCACAUGGAGAACCUCCGACUAUAUCAGGAGCCUGAAGCCAUCACGGAGGAACUCCUCCAUUUCAAGGCCAGCGGUGGUAGGACUUUAGUAGAAAACACAACCACUGGAAUUAGUCGUGAUGUGAAAGCCUUGAAAUGGUUUUCAGAAGAGACCGGAAUCCAUAUCAUCUCUGGGGCUGGAUUUUAUGUGGAUAGCACACAUUCUCCAGAGACCCGUGCCAUGUCAAUAGAACAGCUUACCGAGGUUAUCACUAAUGAAAUACUACAAGGAGCUGAUGGGACCGACAUCAAAUGUGGAGUUAUUGGAGAAAUCGGCUGUUCCUGGCCUCUCACCGAAAGUGAGAAUAAGGUACUUCAGGCAACAGCCCAUGCACAGUCUCAGCUUGGAUGCCCGGUUAUUAUCCACCCUGGUAGGAAUCCAAACUCACCCUUUCAGAUUCUACGAAUCUUGCAAGAAGCUGGGGCAGACAUCUCCAAGACAGUCAUGUCUCACCUUGACAGGUAA
Gracilinanus agilis (Agile Gracile Mouse Opossum) is the source of this 721-nucleotide messenger RNA. It is a transcript of the gene PTER, whose product is annotated as phosphotriesterase related. NCBI's taxonomy places the organism in Eukaryota, Metazoa, Chordata, Mammalia, Didelphimorphia, Didelphidae. Gene Ontology annotation, molecular function: zinc ion binding; hydrolase activity, acting on ester bonds. The record is from RefSeq and is a predicted model, not a curated record. Gene Ontology annotation, biological process: catabolic process. Bases 8 to 721 code for a protein of 237 amino acids. The transcript is spliced from 2 exons.